AUGAGGGAAACGAGCACUUUGAACAUUUUAUUACGAUGGGCCUCCGCUGAGGCCCUGACAAAGCAAGCAUCGCUGAGGGGACUAACCUUUCUCUUCCCGACCCUGACCUCUGUCCUCGUCCACACCUACGCACAUGCUUACUUCCAUCUCUUUCCCCUACGCCAUCCAUAA
Messenger RNA from Heterobasidion irregulare TC 32-1, 171 nucleotides. RefSeq lists its product as uncharacterized. The transcript has 3 exons. NCBI's taxonomy places the organism in Eukaryota, Fungi, Basidiomycota, Agaricomycetes, Russulales, Bondarzewiaceae. Bases 1 to 171 code for a protein of 56 amino acids. The record is from RefSeq and is a predicted model, not a curated record.